AUGACUCGGAACUCAUCCGAGUCAAAACGAGGUUAUUUUUGCCCCACAUCAUACGGCAAUCACUUGCCUACUCUCCCUCUCUCUCAAAUUAUUCUUCAAUCGAGGUUUCCAAUUAGUGCAUCUUCAAAAGGUGCGAUGAAGGAGAUUACUUGUGUUGAAAUAAUGGAGUCUAUAGUUGUUGGAUCCGAGAGGCGCCGGGGGAGAAAAAGGAAGAUAAAGGACGUAGAGAAUGUAACAGUGGAUGGUGACGGUAGGAGGAAAAUAGUGGAGACUAGGUCGAAAAGAAUACUUGGUAGAUAUGUAAUGAAAGAAUUUGAGGGCAGUGGGGUGUUUUUGGGAAAAGUCGCAUCUUAUGAUUCUGGUUUGUACAGGAUAGAUUACGAGGAUGGUGAUUGUGAGGAUUUAGAGAGUGGUGAAUUGAAGGUGCUUUUGGUUGAAGAUAGCAAAAUAAUUGGUGAAUGGUUGGAGAGGAAAAAGAAGUUGGAUGAGAUAUUGUUAAGUAAAGAUGUACAGGCAAAGAAUUCUAAAUUUAAAAAUGCGCCAGCAAAUGCUACUGUUGAUAAUAAGGUUGAAGUAUUGUUGUUAAGUGAGCCCACAAACGGUGGGGUUGGUGCUAUUGAAGUGGAGGAGGUCCAAGAAGAAGGCAAUACUUAUGCUGAUGGCGAUUCAUCAAGUGAUUCAUGUGAGGAUGCUCAGGAGCAGGAUGCUAGUCUGGAGGUGGAAGAACCAGUUGUUCCUCCACCAGAAUUGCCUCUAUCUUCUGGGCACAUUGGAGUCCCAGAGGAGUAUGUUUCACACCUUUUCUCUGUAUAUAGUGUUCUGCGUUCAUUUAGUGUCCCACUGUUUCUGUAUCCUUUUGGAUUGGAUGAUUUUGUGGGGGCGCUCAACUGCUCUGUUGCGAACACGUUGUUGGACUCUGUUCAUGUUGCUUUAAUGUCUGCCUUGAAGCGCCAUAUUGAAAGGCUCUCUUCUGAAGGUUCAGAGCUUGCAUCAAAGUGCUUGAGGUGCAUAGAUUGGAGUUUGCUUGAUUCGUUGACUUGGCCAGUUUACUUGGUCCACUAUUUAAUGGUUAUGAGGUAUACAGAUAGACCUGACUGGAAAGGAUUUUAUGCGCAUACCCUGGAGAGAGAUUAUUAUACUUUAUCUGUUGGGAGGAAGCUAUUGAUUUUGCAAAUUUUGUGUGAUGAUAUUCUGGAUUCUGAAGAGCUAAGAGUAGAAAUUGACAUGCGUGAAGAAUUAGAAGUGGGAAUAGACACUGAUACAGGGACAAUGGUUGCCCCUGCAGGUGGACCGAGAAGAGUUCAUCCGAGAUAUUCUAAAACUUCUGCCUGCAAGGACAAAGAUGCAAUACAAAUCAUUGCAGAGUGUCAUGAGAUAAAGCCGUCUCUUAAUUCUCAUUCUUUGGGGUCUGAAAUAAGUGGACCAGUUGAAAGCUCUGUUGUUGACCAAGAUGGUAAUGGGGAUGAAUGCCGUCUCUGUGGUAUGGAUGGAUUACUGCUUUGUUGUGAUGGUUGCCCGUCCUCUUACCAUUCAAGAUGUUUGGGACUCUGCAAAAUGUAUAUGCCUGAAGGACCAUGGUUUUGUCCUGAGUGUAAAAUAAAUGCUACAGGACUUAAAACUUUGAGAGGUACAGCUCUAAGGGCAGGAGAAAAUUUCGGUGUCGACUGUUAUGAACAAGUCUUUGUGGGUACUUGUGACCAUUUACUUGUGUUGAAGGCCUCGAUUAACUCACAAGGGAUUUUGCAGUAUUGGGAAAUGCCAGAGGACAUUUUACUGCGAAAUAGAACAUCUGAAACUGAUAUUCAGUUAGCAAACCAUAAAGAAAGUAGUGUGUGCGCUACCCACUUGGCUACCUCGGUGGACAAGCUAGUCCCUGAGAGUUUUGAAGUUGAGAACACUGGUAGCUGUGAAACUAUCAGUUCAGGGACCUUGGCUGUUUCAUCUCUUAAGAUCUCUUUUCAGGAUCCCAUGCGAAGUGGGAACUUUAUGGAUACAGAGUUUCCACCUGAUCAGCAGGGGAACAGUGUGACCACAAGAAAACAGUCCAAUUCUCUACUGAAACCCAGAAUGACUGAACCAGCUAUAUUUACUGGUUCGGUUGGCCAGGCAGCAGAUUGUUUUGAGUUAAGCCAACAAAGCACGUCAAGUAUAUCAGAAGUUGUUUCACACAGCAUUAUUAACUGCCGGGAGCCUGUCAGUGGUACCCUUAUCCACUCUAAAGUGUCCCUUCCUUGCGAAAAACUUAAAGACGGAGUUGAUACAAAAUCUUGUAGAAGUUCAUUAGAGAGCUUCUUAUACACGGGCUCAUCCUUCAAGAUGCAAGGAUACAUUAAUUAUUAUUUGCAUGGAGAAUUUGCUGCAUCCGCAGCUGCAAAUUUGGCCGUCCUUUCAUCUGAAGAAAGUCAGGUCCCUGAGUCUCGCUCUUUAGAUAACCACAAAAAAGUUAUGUCUGCCAGUGUUUCUCUUCAGGUAAAAGCAUUCUCAUCAGCAGCUAUGCGGUUCUUCUGGCCAAUUACAGAGAAGAAGCUUCUGGAAGUCCCAAGGGAAAGGUGUAGCUGGUGCUUUUGUUGUAAGGCUCAGGUGGCCAGCAAGAGAGGAUGUUUGUUAAAUGCAGCUGCUUCAAAUGCAACGAAAGGGGCUUUGAAAACCCUUACUGGACUGCGUUCUGUAAAGAAUGGGGAAGGGAGUCUUCCUGGAAUUUCAGCAUAUGUUUUGUUCAUGGAGGAGAGUUUAGGCGGUCUAAUAGUUGGUCCCUUCCUUAAUGAAACUUUCAGGAAGCGAUGGCGUAAACAGAUUGAACAAGCUACCAAUUGCAAUGCUGUAAAGAUCCUUAUGCUUGAACUUGAGGAGAACAUACGGACCAUUGCUCUUUCUGGAGAUUGGGUGAAGCUUGUUGAUGAUUGUUCAACUGAAUCUUCUGCAUCUCAGAGUGCAGCCAGUGCUACUGGAUCUACUCAGAAGCGUAGACCAGGGAGGCGUGGCAGGAAGCCAUCUGCUACGGCUGAAGUUGCUAUUGAUAGUCAGGACUUGUCGAGGGACUUCACUUGGUGGCGAGGAGGAACCCUAUCAAAGCAAAUAAUCCAGAGAGGGAUUCUCCCAUGUUCAAUGGUAAAAAAAGCAGCCCGGCAAGGUUGUUCCAAAAAGAUACCUGGUAUUCAUUAUGUCGAAGGAUAUGAGACUCCAAAAAGAAGCAGGCAGCUUGUCUGGCGGUCAGCAGUUGAGAUGUGUAGAAAUGCAGCACAGCUUGCACUUCAGGUCAGAUACCUUGAUUUUCAUGUGAGAUGGAGUGAUCUUGUUCGUCCGGAGCAGAUUCCCUUUGAUGGAAAAGGUCCAGAAACUGAAGCUUCUGCUUUUAGAAAUGCUUUUAUAUGUGGUAAGAAAAACAUGGAAAACGAAAUUAGAUACUGUGUUGCUUUUGGGAGUCAGAAGCAUCUGCCUUCUCGGGUGAUGAAAAGUAUAACAGAAAUAGAGCAAAGCCAUGAUGGAAAGGAAAGAUACUGGUUUUCUGAGACACAGAUUCCAUUAUAUCUAAUUAAAGAAUAUGAAGAAAGUGUGGAGAAGGACAAGCCUGUGGACGUGUUGUCCAAGUUGCAGAGGAAACAGUUAACGGGUUCCCGCAAAAAUAUAUUCUCUUAUCUGUUAUGGAAGCGAGAUAAUAUGGACAAUUUUUACUGUUCUUCAUGUCAUCAGAAUGUCUUGUUUAGGAAUGCUGUAAAGUGCAGUGCAUGCGAAGGUCUCUGUCACCAGCAAUGUGUUACUAGUUCAACAAUUCACGUGAACGAGGAAGUGGAGUUUUUGAUAAAUUGCAAGCAAUGCUACCAGACUCGGGCUUUAACUCGAACUGAAACCUGUAAUGUGUCCCCCAGAAGUCCUUUACUCCUUCAAGGACGAGACAUUCUGAACACAGCUACUGCUAAUAAACAUGGAAAGCAAGCAGUCUAUAAUGGGUUAUCAGCAUCAAUUGGAACUGCGCAGCGUGUUCCUGAGGUGAAAUCAAUUGAUUCUUCUGUAUCUGUAAACAAAGGAAAAAAAUUAUCCUGGGGCCUGAUAUGGAGGAAGAAGAACUGUGAAGACAAUGGAAUUGAUUUCAGAUUGAAGAACAUUCUUCUGAAAGGCAAUCCACAUAUGGACUUGGCAAGACCUGAUUGCCGUCUUUGUAAUCAGCCAUAUAAGUCUGAUCUAAUGUACAUCCGCUGCGAAACAUGCCAACAUUGGUUUCAUGCUGAUUCUGUUGAAUUGGACGAGUCCAAGAUUUUUGAGGUUGUUGGAUUCAAAUGCUGCAAGUGCCGUAGGCUCAGAUCACCCGUAUGCCCAUACUUACCUCCAGAAAAGAAGGCAGCAUUGGAGAAGAAGAUGAUGAAGAAGGUUCCAAAGCAGGAAAUGUCGAGAAUGGACUCCGAUUCCAGUGUAAUCCCUGCACAAGCUAGAGAGGAAGCUGUGCAUGUGCCAUUAGAUGAUCCUCUCCUCGUUUCUCUUUCUGGAGUCGAGCAACUUACUGAGGACAAGUUGAAAAUGGAUCGUGGAUGGAUUAAUGCUACUGUAUCUGAGCCUGGACCUCGGAAACUGCCAGUCAGAAGGCAUAUCAAGCAGGAAAAUGAUGCUAAUUGUUCCUUGCCAACUGAUAGCUUAACUUCUCCUCUAGAAGUAAAUGUCUUCAACUCAACUGAAAAGUUGCCUGUUCGGAGACACAUAGCACGGGAAAACAAUGUAAAUUGUUCUUCCGCAACCUAUUCUUUUCAGGUUCAACCAUCAACUCCUUUUGAGGCAAAUACCGUGAGCUCCGUGGAAGAUUCAUUUUCCCCUCUUGUUGAAUGGGAUGUUUCCAAUGGGGGAUUUGACGAUGCUAUAACACUGGAUUAUGAUUGUCUAGGUUUUGAUGAUACGGAGUUUGAACCUCAGACCUAUUUCUCUUUUAAUGAAUUGCUUGAGUCUGAAGAUGCUGGUGGUUCAAAUGGUGCUGAAUUACCCGAAAUCCCAAUAGAAAACUGGGAAAAUUCAUCUGCAUUCCCACAGAAUGAAGUUCUCGAGAUAUCUUAUGAUAACGAAGAACCUAUGAUAUCUGUCGAAACUGAUCUUCGUAUUCCUUGUAAGAUUUGUUCCCACAGCGAACCUUUCCCAGACCUUUCUUGUCAAAUAUGUGGUGUAUGCAUUCAUAGCCAUUGUUCUCCAUGGGACAAGCAGUUGCCUCAGGAGGACGGCUGGAGGUGUGGCAAUUGUCGGGAGUGGAGAUAG
This is a messenger RNA of Fraxinus pennsylvanica, 5232 nucleotides long. The record is from the annotation of a GenBank genome assembly. Lineage: Eukaryota; Viridiplantae; Streptophyta; Magnoliopsida; Lamiales; Oleaceae.